This is a messenger RNA of Chelmon rostratus (copperband butterflyfish), 4098 nucleotides long. RefSeq names its product doublecortin-like kinase 1b (gene dclk1b). Lineage: Eukaryota; Metazoa; Chordata; Actinopteri; Chaetodontiformes; Chaetodontidae. Gene Ontology annotation, molecular function: protein kinase activity; ATP binding. The coding region runs from base 1 to 2298 and encodes 765 amino acids. Gene Ontology annotation, biological process: protein phosphorylation; intracellular signal transduction. The record is from RefSeq and is a predicted model, not a curated record. The transcript has 15 exons.
AUGGAGCUGGAGCACUUUGAUGAGCGGGACAAGGCUCAGAGAUACACCCGAAGGGGCUCAAGAGGGAACGGGCUCCCCAGUCCCACUCAUAGUGCUCACUGCAGCCUGUACAGAACCAGGACGCUGCAAGCACUGAGCUCAGAAAAGAAGGCCAAGAAGAUUCGUUUCUACCGCAAUGGGGACCGCUACUUCAAAGGGAUUGUGUAUGCCAUUUCUCAGGAGAGAUUUAGGUCCAUAGAAGCACUCCUGGCUGACCUCACAAGAUCGCUGUCAGAUAAUGUCAACUUGCCACAGGGGGUGCGGACCAUAUAUACCAUUGAUGGGACAACAAAGAUCACCAGCAUGGAGCAGCUGGUGGAAGGUGAGAGCUAUGUGUGUGCAUCCAUAGAGCCCUACAAGAGGGUGGACUACACAAAGAAUGUAAAUCCCAACUGGGCAGUUGGUGCUAGGACUGCCGUGUCCAUCCGUGAGCCUUCUUCCCUUGGUAGCGCCAAGGGUGGAUACCCCGAAACCAGAGAGAGCAAGGACUUUAUUAAGCCCAAACUGGUAACCAUUGUCCGCAGUGGAGUAAAGCCUCGCAAGGCCGUCCGGAUCUUGCUCAACAAGAAGACUGCACACUCCUUUGAGCAAGUCAUGACCGACAUCACAGACGCCAUUAAGCUGGACUCUGGGGUCGUCAAAAGGCUAUACACUGUUGACGGCAAGAUGGUCUCCUGCCUUCAGGAUUUUUUCGGGGAAGAUGAUAUAUUCUUUGCCUGUGGCCCUGAGAAGUUCCGUUACCAGGAUGACUUCAACUUGGAUGAAAGUGAAUGCAGGGUGGCAAAGUCUGCAUCAUAUGGCAGGCUCCCCUCUUUGCAGGGUCGUUCUUCCCCAAGAGGUGGUGGGAUGUCCCGUAGGAGCAAAUCUCCUUCAUCCACUGGUUCAGCUAAUGGCACUGCAGGCAGUCAGCUGUCCACACCUCGAUCUGGAAAGUCUCCAAGCCCCUCUCCGACCAGUCCAGCUAGCCUCCGAAGACGUCAGGGGUCUCAACACAGUGGUUCCUCACUGUCUUUAGCCUCUACGAAGGUUUGCAGCUCCAUGGAUGAAGGAGACGGGCCUGGCAGUGAAGGUAAGACACAACACAACAGUGGAAAAAAAAGACUAUUUGCAACGGAGUCGAUGGAUGAGUACUCCUCAAUCCCUGCCUCCAUAGCAGAUAGGUACAAAGUGGGGAGGACUUUAGGGGAUGGAAACUUUGCUGUGGUCCGAGAGUGUGUGGAGAGAUCCACUGGAAGAGAGUAUGCUCUUAAGAUCAUCAGCAAAGAUAAAUGCAGGGGAAAGGAGCACAUGAUCCAGAGUGAAGUGUCAAUCCUUCGGCGUGUGAAACAUCCCAACAUCGUACUUUUAAUUGAGGAAAUGGACACGCAUUGUGAGCUCUAUCUUGUAAUGGAGCUGGUUAAGGGGGGCGAUCUUUUUGAUGCAAUCACCUCCUCUAACAAAUACACAGAACGAGACGCCAGCUGUAUGCUCUUCAAUCUGGCAAGCGCCAUCAAGUACCUGCACAGUCUCAAUAUUGUCCACAGAGACAUAAAACCAGAAAACCUGCUGGUCUAUGAACACCAUGAUGGUAGUAAAUCUCUGAAGCUUGGUGAUUUUGGCUUGGCUACCGUUGUCAACGGGCCCCUGUAUACUGUGUGUGGCACACCCACCUAUGUAGCACCAGAGAUUGUUGCUGAGACAGGGUAUGGCCUCAAGGUUGACAUUUGGGCAGCUGGUGUUAUCACUUACAUACUACUGUGUGGCUUUCCUCCUUUCCGUGGCAGUGGUGAAGAUCAGGAGGCUCUCUUUGAACAGAUUUUGAAGGCCCUGCUUGAUUUCCCUGCACCGUACUGGGACAAUGUGUCUGACGGCGCCAAGGCUCUGAUCACUGGGAUGCUGCAGGUAGAGGUGGAUCAGAGAUAUACAGCUGUGCAGGUGCUCGAUCACCCUUGGGUCAAUGAUGAUGGCGUGUCAGAGAACGAGCACCAGCUGCCUGUGGCUGGGAAGAUCAAGAAGCACUUCAACACCAGGCCCAAGCUCAACAGCACCACAGCAGGAGUGUCAGUCAUUACAACCACGGCACUUGAUAAAGAGAAGCAAGUUUUCCGACGAAGACGCCACCAGGAUGUGAAGCUCACUCGCCACCUCCCGCACAGUAUCGGCGCCGGCGCCUCCCACGGUGCCAACUUCGGCCUCUCCCCUGCUGAGUUCACUUCUGAGUCUGAAGACUAUUCCCCAAGUUCGGCUGACACUGUUCGUUCCCCGACCUCUCCGUUCUAACAGCCUUCCUGAGGCCACAGCACCAUCCACCCCUCCAUGGAAAAGUUGGAGAGAGGGUGGAGUGCAAAAUGGAAAGACCCAACAUUAGGUUCAGUCUGCUGACUUGGACAUUCACAGACUGCAUACUUACCUGCACCUAUUUUAUUUUUUCCCAGUCAUAAUGCUUUUAUUCCAAUUACUGAAUGCAUUGAUCAGAGUAAGGAACACGUUAGUCUCUGGAUCGAAGAAUACACCUUAAGAGCAUGCAACAAUUUUUAACAUAUUUUUCCUUUUCUUUCUAAAAAGCCACCGAACUGUUAAAGCCUUAUUUCCACACAGCAAACGCUGGUUCAUUGUAGUACUCUAGAGCCCUCUAUUGGUUUACAGUGUGUACUGCAGGAAAGACGACCUGCUUCAUGAAGCACUUAGCUUUUAUUGGGAAGUGUAAAUGCACUGCCUCUAAAUAUUAAUGAGCGUGAUUUUGUGAUAUGACAUGCUCAGUACCUAUCACUUAUCAAGCUGAUUUAGGCAAAAAAUGCUUGUUGAACAAUAACUUAUUCAGUACAACAUUAACAGUAACAGUCACCUUUCUUUUUUACUGUAUGACAUUAGAUUACUCUGCUGUGGUACUUAAGAUUCUGGAGCAUAAACCUUAGACACACAGUUUAAGAGGACUAAAGAAACUGAAAAGACAUGCUGCUAUAUUGUAACAUAAGCAUCAUCUGUACUGAACAGAUUGUUUUGUGUAGGACAAAUAUUGUCCUGCCACCCUGUAGCUUGCCUCUGUAAGAGAACUGAGGGCGCUAAUGUUUGACUGACAGGUGUCCAGCUCACCUGUGUGCUUGAGGAUGAUUCCUGAAACAGUAGUUUUGUCACAUGUCUGUGGGAGUGGUUGUAAUUCAGUGGUGGUACAGAUGAGUGUCAGUGAUGUGUAGUUGGUAGUAAGUGCAUGUUUAAAGCCUUGCCUUGGCACAUAUGGAUUUAAGUGCAAUUAGGUGUACUGCCCAUUGAGCACAGUAUUUUUAAAUUUGUCCUCCAAAAUGCUUGAAUGAGUGAGAACGGAUCAUUUGCAGGUGUUAUUGGCAGCCAACUGACCGCUUUUCUCUCUGGGGCAAGUAGCUCUUGUGUAACAUGGAUUUUGUUUCACACACUAAAAUAAGACAGAUUUUAAAUGUUGGUAAACACAACAGUGCUUCCAGUACAAUCAGUUAAUUUUAAAUAUUUGUUCAGUCAGUCAGCACUUUUUUCGCACUUUUGUAAUAAUCAGAUCAAACCUGAUGAAAUUUGGCUCACUAGACUGUAUGUACUGUAUGUCCUCAGACCACUUCAUACACCGGUUCACCAGAGACCAAAUAUUCAUGGUGUAAAUGUCCUCUUCCCUUCAUCAGAGACUGUAACCUGCAUGUGCACUAAUAUACAUCCUAAAUCAGUUGUUCUGGUCUUCUACUGUUUGAUAUACGCCUGUCAGAUAUGAAACCAUUUGUUGUCAUUGUACGCGCUGUCUUGGUGAAUGCAGUUCAGUUAAGGCAGACUAUAGUCAUACCACAGCUGAGUUAAGACUUGUACAUACAUAUUUUAACAGAAAUAUAACAUCACACCACUGAUUCUGUUCUAAAAGGGCUUUUAAGUUUUUGAUUAGAGGAGCGUGAGCCAAAAAGCACAAGGAAAGCAAGUUGUGAUAGUGACUUUUUGGGAAUGUGUUUGCUUUCAUGAACAUGUGUGUUUCCCAUCAUCUAAAAAAUAUGUAAUGUUUAUAUGCAGUUUGACAAACUGGUACUCAAUGACUACAGAAAAUUUCAGUGUGAUGCAGAUGGAGAAUGC